This is a messenger RNA of Peronospora matthiolae, 1704 nucleotides long. The record is from the annotation of a GenBank genome assembly. Lineage: Eukaryota; Oomycota; Peronosporomycetes; Peronosporales; Peronosporaceae.
AUGGUUAAACGUCAAGAACUUGAUGCUCUUUUACUGCGUGACACAAACGUAGCGGCUGUCGCGAUAGACUAUGGCUCCCACUCUAGAAACUCUACGCCACCUAUCGUCCAUUCUCGAGAUGACAAGAACGUAGAACUCGAGUUGCUUCAAGAUGGACCUCCACCGAGACUUCUGUCUCCUGAGGUCUUGGCAUUACUGAUGCAAUACGCAGGAAUUGGGUUUGUCAAUGGAGUUCUGCCUGCCGUCAUUUAUCCUGUGCUGCAAGGGUACCUGAAUGCAGAGGGAACCAUCAUUGUGUCUGCAACGCUGCUGGUUCAGCUCCCGUGGUCCUACAAGGUGUUCUUAGGGGUCCUCAGCGACUGCUUCCCAAUUCAGGGCUUUCGUCGACGACCGUAUAUGCUGAUCGGCUGGGCACUCUGCUGUUCGAUGCUGUUUCUGAUGGCGAGUUUCCCCGAACCAGCUCCAUACUACGGUGACCCGAGCAUGCAUUUCACUAGUCCUGACGAUUGGACGGAUUCUCAGCACCAGAGUAUCAAUGUGGACGCACCUGAUGCUGCCAACAAGUACGUGCUUCCCAUGAUGAUGGCUGCGUUCGGGUAUCUACUAGUCGAGGUUCCUGCUGACGCAGUCACGAUUGCGUACGCACAGCGCGAACCGAUUGGUUCUCGUGGCCGGUUGCAAUCAUGGAUCCACAGUCUCCGCAUGGGAUCCAGUGCUAUCGGAGCGCUUGCAGUUGCCGUCGCGUUCAAUGGUGCCGAGUACGGUGGCUCGUUUGACUUCUCGCUCACUUUUCCACAGCUAAUGUUCGUCAUGGGCUGCGUGUGUCUUCCUCUCGGACCGGCCGCUUGGUUCCUCGUCCAUGACCGCAGAGUGGCUCCACCCAAGUUUGGCGUGUACAUGGCUCAAUUUUGGCAAGUCCUGCACAAGCGAGCGGUGUACCAAGUCACAGCUUACAAGUUCUUCUCGGGCGUCUUCAAUAACUUCAACAUCGUGUCAUCGAGCAACAUCAAGCUAUAUUGGGUCCACGCCACGCCAUUCAAUGCGAGCAUCAUGGCGAUUGCUGGCACGUUUACGUACGCUGGGACCCUGGCUGUCAUGGCUCAGCGUGGACUGCAGUGGAACUGGCGCAUUGCCAUUGCUGCCAGCGUCAUCUUUGGUGUCGUCACCGACUGCUCGAUGACAAUGCUCGUUACGUGGGACGUCAUUCGCAGCCAAUGGUUCUGGCUCGGGGUGCCCGUCAUUGGCGAAGUGCCCCAUGCAGUGCGCUUUAUUGUGAGCAACUACAUCGUUGUCGAGCUCAUUGAACCGGGCACGGAAGGCGCGUUGUACGGAUUGCUGACGACCACGAACCACGUGGCCGCGCCUUUUGGUCGCACAGUUGCCAAGCUUAUCAAUGCUCGGUUCCAUGUGUGGAAGGACGACAUUAUCGCGGACACGUACGAGACGCGUCGCAAUGUGACGUUUAUGAUCUGGCUAUGCUACGGCAUGAAGCUGAUCUCGUUGCUCUUUCUGCCGUUACUUCCGAAUCAACGAGAGUCGACGCAAACGCUUCGUCGCCAAGGUCAAGUGAGCAGAUUUAACGGGAUGUGGAUGAUGGUGAUUCUCAUUAUAGCGCUGAUGUGGUUUACGAUUGUCAACGUCUUGAGCAUGAACCCAGCAACGAAAUGCUGGACGGUCACAGGAGGCUGUGCGCCCCGUUUCUGA